GGGCUCGCCUCGCGCCCUCUUCCCGUCCCGGUUCCGGGAUCUCCAGCAGAGCGCUUCAUCGAAUCGUAAUUUGAGUGAAAGAUGUCUUCAGCGCUUUGCAGCAUUUGCUGCAGGUGGUCUGCAUUGAGAAUCUCUGGUCUGGUUUUUUCUUCAAGCAAAACAAUGAAGGCGAUUCCUGUGGCGUCAUUUACCCUUCAGUCUCGGACUGGCGUACAUACACAUCGACGUUCCCUCGUCCAAAGCCACCGAAGGCUGAGAAAUCCAAACUUCAGCUCUUCGGCAACGGAUUCACCACCAAGCAGAGAAGGUGACACAGUCCACUUCACAGAAAGCAGUCCGUUGCAAUAUACAAAUUACGACCAUGGCAAAGCAGAACUGCCUGGUCUGGAGGAUGAGUUGCAACCUUUCGUUCCAGUAUUCAAUGAUGUCCCAUCGCAAUCUCCAUUUCAAGAUCUAUCUGAAGAAAAAGCUUUGCACAUUGAAGUUAGUCCACUCCUUCCUCCAACCUCUUUCACCCUCCGCGACUACGUUGACCAGUCGGAGACUCUAACGAAGCUGGUGCUCCUGGGUGUAGAUCUGUCUAAACUAGAACGGCGACCCAAUGUGGCCAACAUGCUGUUGCGGCUAGAUUUUGACAGAGAUGUGAAAGAGCGACUUCUGUUCCUGAAAGAUGUGGGAGUCAAAGAGGAUUUUCUUGGAGCGUUCCUGACUCGAAAUCCCUUCGUUCUAACCGAGAACAUAGAGAAUCUGCAGAAGAGAGUACAUUAUCUGCAAUCUCAGAAAUUCAGCAAAGAAGCCAUUUCACGGAUGGUGUCAGCAGCUCCUUACUUGUUGAAUUUCAGUGUGGAAAGACUGGACAACAGACUGGGAUUCUACCAGAAAGAACUGCAGCUAAGUACACAAAAGACACGUGACCUGGUCACUCGACUCCCCAAAUUGUUAACUAACAGCUUGGAGCCAGUGAAAGAAAAUCUUAAAGUGUGUCGGAUUGAAUUGGGCUUUCGUGAUAAUGAAAUCCAGCACAUGGUCACUUGUGUCCCAAAGCUUCUCCUUGCCAGCAAGAGCAAACUGACCAGACUCUUUGAUUACCUGCACAACACGAUGGGCAUUCCUCACCAUCUGAUUACAAAAUUUCCUCAGGUUUUCAAUGCGAAGUUUCUGAGAGUGAAAGACAGACAUCUGUUUCUUGAACAUCUGGGUCGGGCCCAGUACGACCCAUCUCAGCCUAACUACAUUUCACUGGAAAGCCUGGUUGUAUUGCCUGAUGACGUAUUCUGUGUGACGUUGGCCAAAGCCACGUUGCUGGACUUUGAGACUUUUCAAAAGAUGCUCUAAGUUCUUUUGUGUGGUUUCAAAAUACAUCAAUCGACGAGAAAUGCAAGUUUCAUUGCCAUUCAGCCACGGCCGAGUGAAACAGUGUCACUCCAGGGCUAGAGUACAAAUCACAGAACCAACGGUCACACAAAGCACAUAUAAGUUAGCAGUAAACAUACAGACCCACAAAUAAGUAUAUAUAUUUACAUGUCCUGUAAAUUCAGAAUCUGGUUUUAUAUCACCGGCAUGUGAUGAGAAAUUUGUUUAUUUAGUAGCAGCAGUUCAAUGCAAUACAUAAUAUAGAAGAAAAAAAAUAAAAGAAUCUUAUUCAGUAUACUUUAUACAGUAUACAUAUAUUGAAUAGAUUAAAAAUCAUGCAGAAAACCAGAUGGUACAUGGGUGUUACUGGCAAGAGCAAGCAGCUAACAGCUAGUCUGCAGACAAACGUGUAUGCAACCCAUUGUGUCAUUCCACUUAGCGAACACUGGAGGGCAGCAUGGAUGGAGGGUGGGGUUUGUGGGGACGUGUGUUGCUCUGGAUUUCCAACAUCUGCUUAAUCCCGUCUGUUUAUAAUUUUGCCUGUCACACACUUUCUUAUUCUUAACGACACUACUGACACGACUCUUGAGAUUCUUCCAUCCAAUUACACACUAGGAGCAAUUUACAGUGAUUGUUUAAAUGACCAAUUUCCACGUCUUUGGGACAUGGAGAAAUGCAUGGGAUCACAGGAAGAACAUGCGGGCUCCACAGGGACAGCAGUAAGGUCUGGCUACUGGACGAGGCAGCAACUCCACAACUUGUAUCUACCUCCAAGCUGUUUACUUCCAUCCAACUGUACAAAUGCACAACCAAACAAAACAACAUCCCUCUUCACCGUGCUGCUCCCCUAAUGCAUAUAUAACACACAAUGAUACAAAACAUUAUCAUAGAUAAGUUAAUAAAAUAUAAUUUAAAAGGCAUGUAGUAAGUAGUACAGGUAAACAGUGAACAGCUCGCUGUGCUAGUGACGAGGUCUCGGUGGUGACACGGUUUUCAUUAGUCUCACCACCUGGGAAAGAAGCUGUUACCCAGUCUGGCGGGCCUAGACUGAUGCCCCUGUGCCUGCUUCCAGACAGUCAUAGGACAAAGAGAUGGUAGGGAUCCUCAGCAAUGCUUCAGGCCCUUUGUCUACAACACUUCUUGGGAAAUGUCACAGAUAGGGGGGGAGACAGACCCACGUAAACCUCUCAGCACAUUUUACUAUCAACUUCCAGAUUUGCAGUGAGCCUGGCCAUAACGUCAGAUGUGUUUGAUAAUACUUUGGGAAGGAAAAAGUAAAUAUAAUCUGAAAACUUUUCUAGGAUUAUACAUUUUUACUGCAGGUUAGUACAUUGUGGAAGCAAUGUACUCAGUGAAAUUAAUUAAACCUUCCUACAAUUAAUUAUUAAACACUUUCCACAUUUUUGCCAGUUUUAGAAAGAUUCUAUUGCUGAACAAGAAAUGAAUGCACCACAACAUACACACACAUACAUAUUCAGUACGACAUAGGAACUUUCUCCUCCUCCCCUCCCCCUCCCUCUCCGAGACAAAUUGUACACUGUUGAGAGAUGGGACAAGAGAGAACGUCUGGGGUGGGUGGGGUCUUUGAUUAAGCUGCUUUCAAGUUUACUGUAUGGUCGGAUAUAUCUACAACCGAACAAAACAAUGUUCCUCUGCACCACGGUGCACUCACAAAACAUAACAUGCACAGCACAUGAAACAAACUAUUACUAUAAACAAGUUAAUAAACUGUAAUUUAAAAUGCAUGUGAAAUGAGUAGUAGCACAGUUAAACAGUAAACAGCUGACUGUCCUAGUGAUGAGACCUCGGUGGUGGCAAGGUCUUCGUUAGUCUCACAUCCUGAGGGAAGAAGCUGUUCCCCAGUCCCAGUCCUGACACCCCUGUACCUCCUUCCCAACGGUCGUGGGUCAGAGAGAUUGUGGAACCUCAAAGUCUCUUUGCUUGCAACACACCUGGUGAAUGUGACAGAUAGGGAGACGGGAGAGAGACCCCAGUGAUUCUCUCACCAGCUUCCACUAUCAAAUAUGAUAUGAAUGUGUUUUUCUGGUUAAUGUUUGUGUUCUGAGGUCAGAAGUUUUAUUUUUAUUAAUAAAUGACUUUUGAAAUGUU
This is a messenger RNA of Hypanus sabinus (Atlantic stingray), 3462 nucleotides long. RefSeq names its product mitochondrial transcription termination factor 3 (gene mterf3). Gene Ontology annotation, cellular component: mitochondrion. The coding region runs from base 82 to 1335 and encodes 417 amino acids. The transcript has 8 exons. The record is from RefSeq and is a predicted model, not a curated record. Gene Ontology annotation, molecular function: double-stranded DNA binding. Lineage: Eukaryota; Metazoa; Chordata; Chondrichthyes; Myliobatiformes; Dasyatidae. Gene Ontology annotation, biological process: mitochondrial ribosome assembly; regulation of DNA-templated transcription.